Molecule: messenger RNA, 3853 nt
Organism: Anguilla rostrata (American eel)
Lineage: Eukaryota; Metazoa; Chordata; Actinopteri; Anguilliformes; Anguillidae
Exons: 11
Coding region: 180-1496 (438 amino acids)
Source: RefSeq, a predicted model, not a curated record
CUCCCUUCGAGCACUCUCCAGUCCCCGUACUCUACAGGGCUUCGAAACAUAACAGCGAUUUGAAAGCUUAACAGCGUGUCGACAAGUAGCCUAUCGCGUCACAUCGCUACUGUUACCCUAAAAAGCAACAUUUGCAACGUUUUAGCUCUAAACAGAACCCCACCACAAGCUAAAGUACAAUGUUUAAAAAGUUGACUCGAAUCCUUCUGGAGGAGGUGGAUAACAGCGGUGAGCUGAAAUCGCUCUCCAGUGUCUAUGAAUCCAUGCGCCUGGAUGUGCUGUCUGUGCUGAAGAUUGUGGAGUCCAAGAAGUUUUUCUUCCUCAAAACUGAAAGCUACCAUCCCACAGGGUUUAAAUUGCGGGAUUUACUCCAGGCCAAGGACACUGUGGACUUUGGUGGAUGCCAUCAGGACAGCAUAGCAACUGUGGAUAUAAAGCAAAAAUGGGAGGGAAAUGCUGGAAUGAAAAGCACCUCAUCUAUUCCCAAGACAGAAAUAAACUGUCAGGUGGACAUUACUGGCUCUACAACUGAGAUAAAAUUGGAGAGCAUGUCUAUGAGCCGUUCUAAACUACAGAACAGUAAAAUAGAUGAGAGCCACUUCCUGUUCCAGGAAAUGAAAGAGAACAAAAAAAUCUUGGGGCUUGGUGUGGUAUAUGAAGUCAUGAAAAACAAAAACCCGAUGAUAUUGAAGCAGACAACCAAGGGAGAGGGGAGCGCAAAGAUAUUGGUCAUCAAUGUUGCCUCGAUGGAAGCUGGUGGAAAAGUAGACUGUAAGCAGCAACUGAAACUGGAUGCUGGCUGCGUUCUGGGAUUCAAAGUACACCCCCUCUAUUUGAAGACGACAAAGGAGCGCACUGCAAAACAGUUCAUGUUUUCAGAUGGUAUGCCAGAGUUAGAAGAAUCGGUGGCUGACGAUUUUCCAAGGCUGAAGUGGCGUGUGGAAGCAGAGCUUCAAGAUUUUGGAGACAUGGAUCAAAGUGCAAGGAAACUCAUCUGGGUGUCCCUAUAUAAGACACUGAAGUCCCCUCAGGACCUGUAUGAAUUGGGUUGCAUGCUGGAGGAAGGCAUCUUCACAGGUAGCGUGUCCAGGAGUGUCCAGGAUCUGCUUCAGCUGUUGGGACUGGAUAGUGUUGAGUCCUCUGACGCACAUGACCUUGUCAAACCCAUUGGUUUCCUGGUCAGUGCUCUGUCCGAGCUAAAUGAAGAGGUGGUGACUCUUAUUCUGGAUCUGGAUGAUGAAGUCAGAGGUCAGGUGCUGGAACUGGUGGAGGGAGUGCUGGAGCAGGUGUGCAGCUUGGAUGAUGGUGUCCCUCAAAAGAGUGGACAGUUUUCCGAAAAUACCAUGAGGAUGGCCACUCAGGUACUGGCAUCCUGCGGGCUCAAAUUGGCCAGGGAUAGCCUAGACCCAAGCUUGGGUUUCCCAGGGCAUCCUGAUGUUACCCUCCUGGCCCUUUACAUCUUAUUGAAGGGACUGGACAAGCUGUUGGGGCCAUGAACAUUCUGUUCUGGACUAUCCGUUAUGAAUGCUCAGGCUGAUGAUAUUAAAAUUAAAGAAACUGAUGCGCAUAAUUUUUUAAAAAUGCAGACAUCCAUCAAACACUUCUAAAUGGGAAAUAGAAACAGACUUUUCCGUCCAAUUGUGAACAAUCAUACAUUUUAGUUAUUUGAACAAAAGUAACUCCCAAACCCCCAAAUAGUUUUGUUUUCAGCAGGUUUCAGCAGUAUUUUAGAUUUACACAAUAUUGUUCAACAUACAUGUAGGUCUACUGCUUCCUACUUACAGUUUUCAUGUAUCUGAGCGACUGGUUGCAAAAAUACUCUCUUGGUACACUGCACACUGAUGCAGUCCAUUUGUGCUUGAGUCAAAUCCAUACAGUGACAAAAACAGCAAUACACAAAAAACAUCAAUCAUAAUCUGAAAUAUACAAGUGGGUAUCGUGUAUUGGUAAAAAAAAAAUUUAAAAACAAUGCAGAGAAGUCAUUUGAGAUGGAAUUGAUGCAUUUUUGUGUGUGGUAAUUUCUAGAAAAGGUUUUCUUGAAAGUUCUGUAGAAGUCCUAGAAACAUGCAUUAUUAACCCUUGUAUUCAGUUUACUUAUAAUCAUUUAUGAAACUUGCUUGCAAGCUAGCUUCCACAUGCAAACACUGUUGAAAAGGUAUGGACCCCAAGUUUACUACACAUAACCAUCUAUAGAUAGGGGUCUUUCAAUCUGUGGCACAUUGAAAAAAAACAUUUAUCAGUGUCAGUGGAAUAGACCUGGAAUUCAGCUCUGCCUUACUGGCAGAGCCUGUUUUUUUACAGUUCCAAACAAUGUUUUGUGUUCCCACUACCUAAGUUGAAAAAAAAAGUUUGUUUUAUGAAAGCUGAAAUAAAAUUUGUCUACUGUAUUGCAUGUACAGUUGUAUGUAGUGUGGGUAGCGCUGCAACUUUGAUAGUCGAAUGUUUGAUAGUAAAAUCGACACUGUUUACAAACUAAUGAGGAGAGAAAGGAGAAAAAUAAGGUUUCUGGACAGAUAUAACAUGCACUACAUUUCCAAAAGUAUGUGGACACCCUUUCUAAUUAGUGGUUUCGGCUAUUUCAGCCACACCCAUUGAAAGCACACAGCCAUGCAUUCUCCAUUGACCAACGUUAGCAGUAGAAUGGGUUGUACUGAAGAGCUCAGUGACUUUCAAUGUGGCACUGCCUAUUUCCAACUAGCCAGUUUGUCAAAUUUCUGCCAUGCUAGAGCUGCCCCAGUCAACUGUGAGUGCUAUUAUUUUGAAGUGGAAAUGUAUAGGAGCAACAGCAGCUCAGCCACAAAGCGGCAGGCCACACAAGGUCACAGAACGGGACUGCCAAGUGCUAAAGUGUGCAGCACGUAAAAAUCAUCUGUCAUCAGUUGCAACACUCACUACAGAGUUCCAAACUUUUUAAGAGAAAAAGCAUAGGCAAAAUGGAAAUUGAUGUUGAUGUACAUGAACAAUUUAUGUUUAUUGUAUUUUUUACUUCUGGGUUUUUAAAUUGUAUACAGUAAGCAUCUUUCAAGAAAGCCAGACUGUUAUGGCUGGCUCGACUGGCCGCAACAAACAAAGAUGGAUCAAAAACAAGACAGAAACUGAUCUAAAAACAAACCCAGACAUUUAUUAAUCUAAAUUACAAACAAAAACCCACAAAGUUCACAAAACCAAAGCUCUCCCCACAAAUCACAAGACCCAAAAGAAAAUCUCCCCUGCCUCAUACUACUGGGCUUAUAUUGGGCCACAGGCAGGUGGAAGCAAUCAGGCAAUUAAGUAAUUAAGCAACUACCUCCACCUGCACUACCCAGGCAAGCAGAGGCAGGGGACGUAACACAGACAUCCAAACAUAGUCUCUAUGGACUAUGAACUUCUUAAUAUUUAUCACUCCCUGACAGUAUCCAUGUAUCAUUUUUUGUGUCCUUUCCAAGUAAAGUAUAUAGCAUUCAUAAAAAUAUAUCUUGUUCCUUGACAGUGUUCACGUAGUUUGAGUGUACUUUUUAAUCUGUAGUAUUUGAUACCCAGACCUGCCAACCAAAUAUUUUGAGUACCACAAUAGUCAGUGUAACGCUUAGUUCACAUGCUUUCACACCGCUUCGCUUUGCACACGACAGUCUGCAAGAGACACAGACACACACACACACACACACACACAAGCACACACACAUAUGCCUUACUUAUGUGCUGUACUGGGCUAUAUUAUGAUAUACUUGCAAGUCAAAAGUUUGAGUACACCUGCUUAAAACCAUUUUUUUCAUGAUUACUAUUUCAUUAUAUGAUAUGUGUGCUUAUACAAACUGAUAAGCAUAAGUGAAUUGCAUUCAAUUAUUUAAUAAAAAUUGAAAUAAUUUAUUUGGUA